Molecule: messenger RNA, 3537 nt
Organism: Medicago truncatula (barrel medic)
Lineage: Eukaryota; Viridiplantae; Streptophyta; Magnoliopsida; Fabales; Fabaceae
Product: receptor-like protein EIX1
Exons: 2
Coding region: 444-3155 (903 amino acids)
Molecular function (GO): protein binding
Source: RefSeq, a predicted model, not a curated record
ACUAUUAGAUUAGUCAUAAGUCAUUUAAUCUUUCUUCAUUUACACAAUUCUAAACCAAUUAUGUUAUUGGUUUUUGCAAUUUACUAUGAAAUGGGUCCACAACAGACCAAUGACCCCAACUUUUCCAAAUUCGGCCACCACCUUCUUUUUAAAGAAAAGUAGAUGCUUUCCGUAUUUGGAUAUGAAAGGACCACUUCACAAUAUGACUUCAAAUAAGAUGGAAAUAGUGCAAGAAUUUAGAACCUGUACAUGUGCAAUGUACCUUAAAAAAAAGUGUACAAUUUCGUCAAAAAUUGAAUAGCAGGAAGCAGCUUGGAAACAUCGCGGAAAUGACGUAGUGCUAAUUGACCUCACGCAUAUUAUUCUUAUUUAUCUGUGUGUGUGUGUUCUCUUCAGAGUAUACUUUCUAUUGAGAAACUCAGUUUUAUUUUGUUGGUCAAAUUAUGAUGAGAAACUAUAUGAUUCUUAUGUUCCAUGCAUUGUUUGUGUUAUUCUUCAUUGUUGGGUUCAACUCUGCAAUGGAGAAUGAUGAAAUGAAGUGUGAAGAGAAGGAGAGAAAUGCACUCCUCAAAUUCAAAGAAGGCCUUCAAGAUGAGUAUGGCAUGUUGUCCACAUGGAAGGACGACCCAAAUGAAGAUUGCUGCAAAUGGAAGGGAGUUCGAUGCAACAAUCAAACAGGUUAUGUUCAAAGACUUGAUCUGCAUGGUUCGUUUACAUGCAAUUUGAGUGGUGAAAUUAGUCCUUCAAUAAUUCAGCUUGGAAAUCUCUCACAAUUGCAACACCUUGAUCUCAGAGGUAAUGAACUCAUUGGAGCAAUUCCCUUCCAACUUGGAAAUCUCUCACAAUUGCAACACCUUGAUCUCGGCGAAAAUGAACUCAUUGGAGCAAUUCCCUUCCAACUUGGAAAUCUCUCACAAUUGCAACAUCUUGAUCUCAGCUACAAUGAACUCAUUGGAGGAAUUCCCUUCCAACUUGGAAAUCUCUCACAAUUGCAACACCUUGAUCUCGGCGGAAAUGAACUCAUUGGAGCAAUUCCCUUCCAACUUGGAAAUCUCUCACAAUUGCAACACCUUGAUCUCGGCGAAAAUGAACUCAUUGGAGCAAUUCCCUUCCAACUUGGAAAUCUCUCACAAUUGCAACAUCUUGAUCUCAGCUACAAUGAACUCAUUGGAGGAAUUCCCUUCCAACUUGGAAAUCUCUCACAAUUGCAACACCUUGAUCUCAGCAGAAAUGAACUCAUUGGAGCAAUUCCCUUCCAACUUGGAAAUCUCUCACAAUUGCAACACCUUGAUCUCAGCGAAAAUGAACUCAUUGGAGCAAUUCCCUUCCAACUUGGAAAUCUCUCACAAUUACAACACCUUGAUCUCAGCUACAAUGAACUAAUUGGAGCAAUCCCUUUACAACUCCAAAAUCUUUCAUUGUUACAAGAGUUAAGGUUAUCGCAUAAUGAGAUUUCAGGCUUGUUACCUGACCUUUCAGCCCUUUCAUCUUUGAGAGAGUUGCGUCUAUAUAACAAUAAACUAACUGGAGAAAUACCCACGGGCAUCACAUUGCUUACGAAGUUAGAGUAUUUGUACCUAGGCAGCAACUCUUUCAAAGGUGUCCUCUCUGAAUCUCAUUUCACUAACUUCUCCAAAUUACUAGGCCUACAGUUGUCUUCUAACCUGUUGACUGUGAAGGUUAGUACUGAUUGGGUUCCGCCUUUUCAAUUAAAAUAUUUGUUACUAGCAUCUUGUAAUCUCAACUCUACCUUUCCUAAUUGGCUUCUUAAUCAAAAUCACUUAUUGAAUCUUGAUAUUUCAAACAACAAUAUCAUCGGCAAGGUUCCCAAUUUGGAACUUGAGUUUACCAAAAGUCCUAAAAUAAAUUUGAGUUCAAAUCAACUUGAAGGUUCCAUUCCUUCCUUUUUAUUUCAAGCAGUUGCACUGCAUCUUUCCAAUAAUAAAUUUUCAGAUUUAGCUUCCUUUGUAUGCAACAAUAGUAAGCCUAACAAUCUGGCAAUGUUGGAUUUGUCAAACAAUCAAUUAAAGGGUGAGUUGCCUGAUUGUUGGAAUAAUCUAACCUCAUUACAGUUUGUUGAACUGAGCAAUAACAACUUGUCGGGUAAGAUUCCAUUCUCAAUGGGUGCUCUUGUUAAUAUGGAGGCUUUGAUUUUAAGAAAUAACAGUUUGAGUGGACAAUUUCCUUCCUCCUUGAAGAAUUGUUCAAACAAAUUGGCUUUGUUGGACCUUGGAGAAAAUAUGUUUCAUGGUCCAAUACCUUCAUGGAUUGGAGACAGUUUACACCAGUUAAUAAUCUUAAGCCUUCGACUCAAUGAUUUCAACGAAAGCCUGCCUUCAAACCUAUGUUAUUUGAGAGAACUUCAAGUCUUGGAUUUGUCACUAAAUAGCUUAUCAGGAGGAAUCCCAACAUGUGUAAAGAAUUUUACUUCAAUGGCUCAGGGCACCAUGAACUCAACUUCAUUGACGUAUCAUUCGUAUGCAAUCAAUAUUACUGAUAAUAUGGGAAUGAAUUUUAUAUAUGAAUUUGAUCUAUUCUUGAUGUGGAAAGGUGUGGACCGACUCUUUAAAAAUGCAGAUAAGUUUUUAAACAGCAUUGAUCUCUCAAGCAACCACCUUAUAGGAGAAAUACCAACAGAAAUUGAGUACUUACUUGGAUUGACAUCCUUAAAUUUGUCAAGGAACAAUCUUAGUGGGGAAAUAAUUUCAGACAUAGGAAAAUUCAAGUCACUUGAAUUUCUUGAUCUAUCAAGAAAUCAUCUAUCAGGCACAAUUCCUUCCAGUCUAGCUCAUAUUGAUCGCCUCACUACGUUGGAUUUGUCAAACAAUCAGCUUUAUGGAAAAAUUCCAAUUGGAACGCAGCUGCAGACUUUUAGCGCUUCAAGUUUUGAAGGAAAUCCUAAUCUCUGUGGAGAGCCACUUGAUAUAAAAUGUCCAGGAGAAGAAGAGCCGCCAAAACAUCAAGUGCCAAUAACUGAUGCAGGAGAUUACAGUUCAAUAUUUUUGGAAGCAUUAUACAUGAGCAUGGGGCUAGGAUUCUUCACUACUUUUGUUGGCUUUAUAGGGUCAAUAUUGUUCCUACCAUCUUGGAGAGAAACCUAUUCCAAAUUCUUGAAUGCUUUGAUAUUGAAAGUGUUCAUGUGGUGGAAGCAGUGAAUACAUGUCUAGUUGUUCUAAACUGGAUGAAUGCUAAGCAGGAUCUCGUAUUCCUAAAGCAUGGGAUGAUUACAUCGUUUUCUAUUAUAGAAUAAUUUAGAUUGGUUAGCAGUGUGGAGUUCACACUCUUGACUGUUUGGUUAAGAGUAGGAAUAGGAAAGGAUGAAUAAAUGACAUUUUGUUAAGACUUUAGUGUUUUAUUGUGUUUGUUAGGCUUUCAAUUUCAAGUUUGACAGUUUUUGUAUGGAAAUCUUCUGUUGUCAACUUAAUAAAAGAAGGUUUUCAAAUUAGCUUUUCAAUACCUUGCACCUUCCAUACAUUCAAGGCCACCUAUGAAGAAUUGUGCAGAAGUUAUGUGGAGAAUACGAAAAGAUUUUAAAGA